This is a messenger RNA of Scleropages formosus (Asian bonytongue), 4471 nucleotides long. RefSeq names its product non-SMC condensin I complex, subunit D2 (gene ncapd2). Gene Ontology annotation, biological process: mitotic cell cycle; meiotic chromosome condensation; mitotic chromosome condensation. Gene Ontology annotation, cellular component: nucleus; condensin complex; condensed chromosome, centromeric region. Bases 85 to 4272 code for a protein of 1395 amino acids. The transcript has 32 exons. Gene Ontology annotation, molecular function: histone binding. Lineage: Eukaryota; Metazoa; Chordata; Actinopteri; Osteoglossiformes; Osteoglossidae. The record is from RefSeq and is a predicted model, not a curated record.
UCCGCUCGUCUUAAGCGGUCCUAAGUGAACAAAAAGUGGUCGAACGCGUUUCAGUCUGGGGUGUUUAACGCAAAUAAAGUGGCAAUGUGGGACUUCAGCGUACCCGUGUGUGUUGAUGACCUGCUGAAGACUGGAGGUGUUAACCAGUAUGUGGUUCAGGACGUGCUGUCGUCCAAACAGAUCCCUGUCUUCCUCCACAACUUCAAGGCAGCACUUAGGAGUCAGGGCCCACUUUGUAUCCUGGAGCACUUUGACACUCCAUUCAGUGUCUUACGGCAUUUCCAGUCUUUAGAUUUGGCUGUUAAAGAAGACACUCUGGAAUUACUUGUACAAGUGGUGAGCAGUUUGUCCGUGUCCCUGCCAUCUCUUUUGCUGUCUACCUCGCUGUCAGCUGUGGACAAGAAGCAGCAGCUAAAUGCUGUGAAGAUGAGUGUUUUCCUUCUCUGCAAACUUGCAGAGAGUCUAGAGAGUGACUCCUACAGGCAGAGUAUCAUCACUGCACCCAGCAAGGGCACUAAGAAGGGCAGAGCUAGUAAUGACACCCAGAUGCAGUGGGACACUGAAAGGGAGACUGUGCUCCAAGCCCUUGCUCAGUUGCUUCAGUUGGAUAUCAGAUCUUUGUGGAGUCUCUCCCUGGUUGAGGAGGAGUUUGUCAGCUGUGUGACGUGUUGCUGUUAUAAGCUCCUGGAGAACCCCACCAUCAGCCAUGUAAAGAGCAAGCCCACCAGGGAUGCCAUCAUCCACCUGCUUGGGGUGCUGAUCAAGAAGUACAACCACUUGCUGGGUGCCAGUGUGAAGGUGAUCCAGCUGCUACAGCACUUUGAGCAGCUCUCCUCCGUGUGUGCUCAAGCAGUCUCCGUCUGGUGCACUGAGUAUGGUGUCAAAGCCAUCGUCGGGGAGGUCAUGAGAGAGAUUGGGCAGAAGCCAAGCGAGGAGCUGAAUAGGGAGGGCUCAGGUGUCAAGGCGUUCUCUUGCUUCCUGUCAGAGCUCAGCACUCUGGUGCCAGAAACCAUGAUCCCCAACAUCAGUGUGCUGCUUACACACCUGGAAGGGGAGAGUCCCAGCCUGCGUGUGGCUGUGUGCGAGGUGCUUGGAGAGGUGCUGGUGCGUGUGCUAAGUGGGGAUGGUUUGAAUGAAUCGGGCCGAACCGACAGGGACCGUUUCCUGGACACUCUGCAGGAGCACCUGCAUGACACACAUUCCCAUGUGAGGUCCCGCGUGCUACAGGUCUACGCACGGAUUGUUAAUAGCAAGGCUCUGCCUCUGUGCAAAUACAAUCAAGUCAUGACCCUCGCUGUUGGGCGGCUAAUGGACAAGUCUGUUAACGUCUGUAAGAGUGCCAUCCAGCUUCUGGCUGCGUUCAUUGCUCACAAUCCUUAUAGCUGCAAGUUGAGCAGUGCUGACCUUAAGAAGCCAUUAGAGAAGGAGACUGCUAAACUCAGGGAACUGAGGGAAAAGAGAAAAGCAAAAAAUCCUGUGCCUGUGAUAGAAGCUGGGGAGCUUUGGGCAGCCAUGGAGCCUGAGCUGCUGCAGACCACCAGAGCAGAAAUGGUGCUGGCCAGUGAAGAUGGGGAAUGUGACAAGGAUGGAGAUCAAGAAAUUAAUGCUGAUGAAAGUGACAAAGCCACUGCUUUAAAAAUUGUACAGUUCCUCAGAGUCAACAAAUACAGGCAAGCCAUAAAGCUCUGUGUCCGAGCCCACAGUGUGUUUCCCAAGUCUCAUCUCUUCUCUGGCCUCUCCCCACUCACCACAGAGUCUGUUAUGGACAUGCUGGCUUUACUCUUCAAAGGGCCAGAAGAGUCUUCCCUGGAACCUCAGGAUCAGCAGCCCCUUGCUGAGGAGGAUAACGAGGGUGGGCAGUCAGAGGUAGAAGAAAAUGAGCUGAAGAAACAGGAGAUGCUUGUCCAGUACCUGAGAGACACAGAGAGCUUUGUCCUGCAGGUUGAGAAGGCCAUUGCAGUCAUCAACACUAUGUUGUACUGGAAGACCACCACUGUGGUGCAGGAGGCGAUACAGUUCUGCGUGACUGUGUGUGAGUUCAGUGUGGCUCACUCCCUUUCGGGGGUGCGGAAGAUGCUGCCAUUGGUGUGGUCUACAGAUGUAGCAGUAAAGGAUGCUGUCGUGCAGGCCUACAAGAGGCUGUACCUCAAUCCACAGGGCGAUACAGCCAGGGUAAAGAGUCUUACUCUGGUGAACAGCCUGUCUGAGCUGAUGGUGGAUGCCUCACUGGGGACUAUCCAGUGUCUAGAAGAGAUAGUGCAGGAGUUCUUCAGCGGUGGAAGUGCCCUGCAAUGCAGUGUGGUCCAGGUGCUGUGGGAGCGUUUCACUGGCAAACAGGAGAGCUCAGCCCUGCAUCGCCGUGCUGCGGUACUUCUGUUGGGAAUGGCUGCACGAGCUGAGAGGGAGGUGGUACUCAGUAACCUGGACACAUUGUGUUGUGUGGCUCUCGGUGAGAAAGUAACUGAAGACUUCCUUCUGGCCAGAGAUGCAGUCGUCACAAUCUCUAGCAUUACAGAUCAAAACAGGUCGAGUAAAGGUGCACCGCCUUUCAGACUGCCGCAGGACCACCAGCUGUUUUCCUGUCUCACCCAGGCGAUAGCUGAAGGUAUAGUAAUGACCGACCCCUACUGGCACACUUUCAUGGAACAAGCUGUGCGUCUUAUCUACAAUUUAGCUGAGUCGCCUGACCAGCUCUGCUCCCGCCUCCUUCAGCGCUGCUCACGCCUCCUUUUGGACCAAAUUACUGAGCGAGAGCAGGGAAAUAGGGACUCUUUCCAGGGAGCAUCUCAGAGUGCAUCCCAGAGCGAUGAGGAGCAGGAGGAACAAAUUAGUUGUGUGUCACUGGCCCAGCUGUUUGCCCUUUGUGGCUGUGUGGCCUUCUGGCAAGUUUCCUACCUGGAGCGCAGUGUUAGUGCUGAGCUGCGCAGGAGAAGAGGCGCGAAGGAGGAGAACGACCCUGCUCUUAAGGCCAAACAAGCUUCCAGUGACAGUUGUAUGGAGGAGGAACUGGGAUUAGUGGGUGCUUCAGCUGAAGACACAGAGGCAGAGCUCAUCCGCAAGAUCUGUGAAACUGAACUUUUGGCUGAGGAGAAUCUGUUGUCUGCCUUCCUGCCUCUGCUGAUAAAAGUGUGCAGUUCCCCAGGGCGGUACUCUCACCCGCAGCUCACCACAGCUGCCUGCCUUGCAUUGGCACAGUUCAUGAUGAUAAGUCCUACCAUUUGUGAGGAGAAUAUUCGGCUUCUCUUCACUGUUCUGGAGAAGGCCUCGCUGCCUGUCGUCAGAUCCAACACCCUAAUCGCCCUGGGUGACCUCACUGUCCGCUUCCCCAAUAUUUUGGAGCCCUGGACUCAGAACUUGUAUGCCAGGCUGAAUGACGACAGCCCCUCAGUUCGGCAAACAGCAGUGACCGUUCUAACUCAGCUGGUCCUGAAAGAUGUACUUAAGGUGAAGGGUCAUGUGAGUGAGGUGGCUGUUUUACUCAUCGAUGCCCAGCCUGACAUUGCCAACCUGGCCCUCAACUUUUUCAAUGAGCUUGCCUCCAAGGACAAUGCCAUCUACAACCUACUCCCUGACAUCAUUAGUCGUCUGUCAGACCCCGAGCGAGGAAUGAACAAGGAGGACUUCCACACUAUCAUGAAGCAACUGUUCUCCUACAUCACCAAGGAGAAGCAGACGGAGAGCCUGGUGGAGAAACUGUGCCAGCGCUUCAGGACAGCAAAGACAGAGAGGCAGUGGUGCGAUCUGGCUGUGUCCCUCUCCUUACUCUCUAUGUGUGAGAGGGGCUUCAAGCGCCUUCAAGAGUGCUGGGAGUGUUACAGUGACAAGUUGUCUGACCCUGACGUCUACCAGCCCCUGCUAUCCAUAGUGACUCGUCUGCGACGUGGGGCCAAGCCUCAGUUCAAGACCCAGGUGGAGGAGUUUGAGAAGAAAUUGACUGCAGUACACACAAAAGGCUUGGAAAACGUGGAGAGCCGGGAGAUGGAAGAACGGUUGGAGGCUGGCGUAGGUGAAGCAGAGCAAGGGCCAUGCACACCAGCAGCUGUGGGUAGACGUGCCCGCAGGCCAACUCGAGGUAAGGGGAAGGCCUCCACUUCCAACCACGACACCAGUGACUUUGUGACUCCCAAGCUGCGACGCAAACCACACAAGAAAACACUUAUCACAUUCAGCAGUGAUGAGGAAGAUGAUGAGGUUCUACUGGCAGAGAACGAGACGCCUAAGGUCACCACACCCAUUUCCCGUUGUUCUCGACGAACACGGCUCAGACACUGAGCCUUUGUUUGAGCACUUUUUUUAAAAAAAAAAAAAAACUUUUUUUUUUCUUUUAGUUUUUUAAAUGUGGCUCAGUCUGUCAUCUUGUUCUUCCUAUAUCAUUAUCUUAAUUGUUAGUUUCUGUAAUAAAAUUGCAGGCUUUUAUGAACUCUUGUGCUGAUUUUCAUGAAUUGAUUUUCACUUUCCCAAAUGUUUUAGA